Penicillium alfredii is the source of this 975-nucleotide messenger RNA. RefSeq names its product flavin reductase family protein. Bases 1 to 975 code for a protein of 324 amino acids. NCBI's taxonomy places the organism in Eukaryota, Fungi, Ascomycota, Eurotiomycetes, Eurotiales, Aspergillaceae. The record is from RefSeq and is a predicted model, not a curated record. Gene Ontology annotation, molecular function: FMN binding; riboflavin reductase (NADPH) activity. The transcript has 2 exons.
AUGCAGCUUGCACUUUCACGAGUCGCGCAGGCCCGAAGAGGACUCGGAGUGCCAUUGUGCCUGGAUACAGCCGUAUCUAGCUCUAUACGAUCUCUCUGUCCUCUCCGAUCCGGUUCACCUGCGCGAUACUAUCAACACCAAUUACUAUACUCCCGACGCCACAACAGCAAUGCUACAGCCCCUCCAAAAGCAAGACAACAGACCCCAAGCCCUCAAACGACAGCCGGAGACCCCAAUCCGCAGCACACCACAACAACCCGCCCACAGCCCACUGGCCCAUUAUCUCCCACGAUCUCUGACCACGUCCGCCUGCUCAUGCGCCGAGUCCCCUACCCAGUAGCCAUCAUAACCGCCACCGACCCAGCAGGCCCCCCAGACACAACCGCCUUCCGGGGCAUGACUGUCUCCUCCUUCAACACCGUCACGCUGACCCCACACCCGGUGAUCUCAUUCAACGUUCGUCGGCCCUCGGAGACCCUGAACGCGCUGCUCGCCUCGGGCCGAUUCCUCGUGCACUUACUCGCGCCGGGGCCCGCGACCGCCACGCUAGCCCGCGACUUCUCCAAGGGCAACACGGCGCUAGCGGCGAUGCUGAGCGGGCACGGCGAGUUCGAGUUUGCGGCUUUGGCUGCGGAGGCGGGUGCAGAGUCUCAGGCCGGGGAGUCUCAAAGACCGCUUCCUAUUCUUCAACGACGCAAUCAAUCCCUUGAUUCGUCUGCGUCGGCUCGCGAUCAACCGGGUUUUAUCGAUGGAGCAGACUUUCCCUUCGUUCUGGAGUGUACCCUCCACCCGCAGAAGAUCGAUGUGCACGAUCACUCGAUUGUGCUGGGGACGGUCAUCCGCGCGGUCCAGGACUCGGAUGUGACGCUCUCAAACCAUACCUCUGAGUGUGUUGACUCGAGUGAGAAUUCGCCUGAUCGGAUGUGUUUGACCUACGCGAAUACCCGGUUCUGGAAGAUGGGGAGCACGAUAUAA